Messenger RNA from Pantherophis guttatus, 2966 nucleotides. It is a transcript of the gene ARL6IP4, whose product is annotated as ARF like GTPase 6 interacting protein 4. The record is from RefSeq and is a predicted model, not a curated record. NCBI's taxonomy places the organism in Eukaryota, Metazoa, Chordata, Lepidosauria, Squamata, Colubridae.
CCACAGUUUAGAGAACGGACGCCGUUGCGGCGGGAGGGGGGGCUGCGUUCGCUUCCCGAGGCAGUUGACGUCCGCGGAUGGUGCGGAGAAGCCGCCUUAACGAGGGCUCCGCUCCUCAAGCCGUGCCGGGCCUUCUCCUCCGCCCCACCGGCGAGCCGCUUACCUAACUCGGAUCAAGGAGCAAGAUGGCUCACAGCCAAACUAAGAAACGCAGGAGGAGCCGAAGUGAUUCCCGGAGCCGACGAGAGAAGGAGGAAGAUAAAAAAAAGAGGAAGAGCAGCAAAGAUUCCCGCGAGAGGAGAAGCCGAUCCCCAGCAAGCAAAAAAGAAUCUGAACCCCAGGAAUUCAGGCCGAGUUUAUCCUCUUCCAAAGACGUGAAAAAGAAGAAGAAAACGAAGAAGAAAAGGAAGAGGAAGGCCAGCUCCUCUUCCUCCGAGACCGGCUCUUCUUCCUCCUCCUCCUCUUCCAAAUCGGCCUCCUCUUCCAGUGCCUCUUCGGACGAGUCCGGCGACGAAAAGGCCAAACCCGAAAAGAAAAAGCAGAGGAGGAAGAAGGCGUCCAAAGGGAAAGACAAGAAGCGGAAAAAACGAAAAGAGAAGAAGAAGAAGAAGAAAGCCAAGAAAGAGAGGGGAAAAGAGGAGGGGGGAAGUAAGAAGGAAGAGGCCCCCGGCCCUUCGCUGGACCAGUGGCAGAAGGAGGCUGGCUCGGAUUCCGGACCAGCCCUCACGGACGAGCAGAAGUUCCGCAUCCAGGCCAUGAAGCCGAUGACAAAAGAGGAAUGGGACGCCCGCCAGAGCGUUAUACGGAAAGUCCUCGACCCCGAAACAGGCCGCAUGAGACUUAUUAAGGGCGACGGAGAGAUCCUGGAGGAGAUUGUCACGAAAGACAGGCAUAAAGAAAUAAACAAGCAAGCCAGUCGGGGCGAUGGACUUUCCUUUCAGAUGAAAAUGGGGAUGUUGCAAUAACGGGACGGACCCCUGAAAACGACAAAAGAUGAUCUCCUGGCUGUUUGCAAAGGUUUUGCCCCAACGAGCCAUGUCCGGGUGCCAAAAGGCAGGCACAGGCCACAGUUGCCCGAGCCUUGGGAGGGGGGGUGUCUCUCCCCCUCCCCUUCUGCCCCAAGGGCUCCUUGGUUUUCCCCAGGGGUCACUCCAGCUGCUCUUCUUCAGCUCCCCAUCGGGUCGAGGUUAGGGAAUGUAAUUGUACCAGGUUCUUCUUGGGGGGAAAAAAAAGAGAGAGAGGAAGAGAGAGAGGAGGAUGCAGGAGAUCAAAUUCAAGGCUGCUUUUGACAGUUGGGGGGGGCGCUUUCCAUGGGAUUCCUUGCAGCUCAAGAGGCCGCCGGUCUCCCUCGUUCUGUAUUUUGGCGAUCUGGGAGGGAAGCUGAGCAAAGGAACCACUUCCCCAUCACGCUGAGAAAAACCGCGAUGCAAUCGUUCCAUCAGAGACUGGGCUACCCGCAGCUGCUCCUGACCAGGAGGGAGAAUGACUCAUCCUCUCCCUGGUCCAGCUGCAGGAGGAGAACAGAACGCAGGGUCUCCUUCAGUCCACCUAGCACUACGCCACUCACACACACAAAACAAGGAGGCCCAAGAGCUUCAGGGGAAUCUGGAAUGAGGCCUUCUGGCCCAGUUCUCCGGCUGCCUCGGUGACUCAGCUCACCUUUUUAAGGGUGCAGUGAUUUCCCGGCCAGUCGGGGAAAGGUUAAAAGAGCUGUUUUAGGGUUUCCAGAGGGCCGAUUCUGGAUUUUUUGGCUGUGGGAGAAGGUUGGUCCUUCCCAGUUGGUUGGAGCCUAGAAACUAUCUGGAAAGUUGUCAGUGGCUCAGCCCCGAUGUGGGAAUUGACUGCUCGUGAGAAAGGCAAAGGACGGCAUUGUAGCUUCCUAAGCUCGUAAGAAGAAGGUCUGGCAAAACCUACUCUCUGUGCCUGAGCUGCUAGCUUAAUUCUGCAUUGGUUGCUGCAGGUUUCAUUUAAUUUAUCUCUUUCUCCUUCCCUCCUCCUCCUCCUCCUUCCUUUUCUUCUUCCUUCCAUCCUUUUUCUAUUUUUAUUUUUCUUUCUCCUCUUUCUUCCAUCCUUUACUCCUUCUUCCUUUCAUUCGUCUCCUUUUCCUUCCAUCUUCUCUUCCUUUCCUUCUUAUCUUUCUCCUCUUACUUCCAUCUUCCCCUUCUCUUCCUUUCAUUCUUCUCCUUUUCCUCUCCUUCUCUCCUUCUAUUCUUAUUUUUCUCUUGCUCCUUCUCUUUCAUUCUUCUUCUUCUUUCUUCCAUCCUCCUUUUCCUUCUCUUCUUCCAUCCUCCUUUGGCCAGAGAGCAUUCAAAGCCUUGUCAAUCAUUUAUUCUUGGAUAGCCACUUUGUGCCAUUUGCACAUAACCUUCCUUACGGGCAAGAGAUUUCCUCAUCCCCCCCCCCCCCAUUCCGAUUCCUCCCGUUUCCAAUCUUGCCCUACCAGUACAAAAACUGGGUUACCCACAGGCCCAGUGGAACCACGCACCGGCCAAUUCUUAGCGUCCUUUGGCAAUCGAACAGCUGCUGAGCUAGCUUAUGUAAACUCUGCUCCCAUUACAAGCAGUUAAUUAUUAAUCCGUUCUUGGAACAGGCCGCCCAGGCUAAAUUCACCCCAAAGGGAAAAUCAAACAGAAGCACGCUCAAGAGAAAAUAUGGUAUAGUCAAGUGUGUGUUUAAAGUUCUGCAGAGCAUUCGGUCCUGCAGAGCUAAAGGCGCCGAAAUCGUGCUGGUUUCCAAAGCAUCCACUAAAGGCAGAUUUAAUAUUCUUUGAAACUCUUCGAAUGUUCUUUAAAAAAAAAAAUUGGCUGGAUUGUAUCCAUUGCAUGCAUCGUUCUCUUUUUUCAAAACUGCAAGCACCAAGCUAAAAGAAUAAUUGUCCAAGCGAUCAAUACUAUGUCCAACUGGAAAUGCUUUGUACGGGGUGCUGAUGUAGCUAAUUUAACUAAUUAAAGCAGUCUUCUAAACAA